Thermothielavioides terrestris NRRL 8126 is the source of this 1011-nucleotide messenger RNA. RefSeq lists its product as uncharacterized. The record is from RefSeq and is a predicted model, not a curated record. Bases 1 to 1011 code for a protein of 336 amino acids. Lineage: Eukaryota; Fungi; Ascomycota; Sordariomycetes; Sordariales; Chaetomiaceae. The transcript is spliced from 5 exons.
AUGAAGUGGCUCUCGCUCGCCCUCGUCCUUGCUGGGCCCUCCGAGGCCGCCCUGCGCUUCGGGUGCUCCACUGUGAGCAUCCAGCGGCUUGACCCCCUCGUCGAGCCAGGCAAGAUACCGUCGGCGCACCUGCACCAGAUCGUGGGCGGCAACGCCUUCAACGCGACCAUGGUGGGCGACAUCUCGGAGAAGGCCACCUGCACGACGUGCACCUUCUCGGAGGACUUCUCCAACUACUGGACUGCCGUGAUGUUCUUUAGGCACACCAACGGCUCGUACAAGCGCGUGCCCCUGAUGCAGAACACGGCGCUGCCCAACGGCAUCAACGGCGGCAUGACGAUCUACUACACGCAGCAGGACUUCACCUCAAACGGCAACCAGAAGAUCACCGCCUUCAAGCCGGGCUUCCGCAUGACGGUCGGCAGCCCGACGUACAGCGCCGCGCCGAGCUCCUCGGGCAACCCGGGCCUGCGGUUCGUCUGCCUCGACAACAAGGCGACACGCUUCCCCGAGCUGCCCACCUUCCCGACCAAGCCCUGCAAGGGCGGCAUCAUGACGGUGCACCACUUCCCGGCCUGCUGGGACGGCAAGAACCUCGACUCGCCCGACCACCAAUCGCACAUGUACAACACGGUGCGCGAGGCCUUCACGCCGGCGGGGCCGUGCCCGGCCUCGCACCCGGUGCGCAUGCCGCAGCUCGCCUACGAGACCCUCUGGGACACGACGCAGUUCAACGACAUGUGGCCGACGGACGGCAGCCAGCCGUUCGUGCUGAGCUUCGGCGACCACGUCGGCUACGGCACGCACGCCGACUACGUCUUCGGCUGGAAGGGCGACUCGCUGCAGCGCGCCAUGGACUCGUCGUGCAUGUUCACGGCGUGCGAGAACGGCAGGCCGCUGAAGAGCCAGAGCGUGGCGGACAUGAACAAGUGCUCGGUCAAGAGCACGGUGCACGAGAAUAUCGAUGGAUGGCUGACGAGCCUCCCUGGCCAGCCCAGCAUGUCGAUGUGA